Anisakis simplex (herring worm) is the source of this 420-nucleotide messenger RNA. The record is from the annotation of a GenBank genome assembly. Lineage: Eukaryota; Metazoa; Nematoda; Chromadorea; Rhabditida; Anisakidae.
UUAUCCGAAACUAUCAACUGCUUGCGGGCAUUACCGGCCGCAAAAUUACUCGACGACAUGUGGUCUGAUUUGGAGUUCCUCGAGUUUCCGUUCGUGCCGGUCUCUCGAGAUCGUAACUUCUUUCGACAGUACGACGGUUUCACGGCACUUCGACAAGGGCAAUUCAACAAGAAUGUUAACAUUAUGAUUGGCAUUAACCACGAUGAAGGGAAUUUCUGGAAUAUUUAUAACUUGCCUGAAUAUUUCGAUAAGCCAGAGCAACCGCAACUGACUCAAGAGGAUUUUUUGAAGUGUGUCCAGACCGUAUUCCACUCACAACCUGAGGUGGUACGUGAUGCGGCCUCAUUCGUCUAUCUGGAUCGUAAAUGCCAGCAUGGUCUCGGUAAAAGUAAAUAUUACGCUGAACAAGUGAGUGCUUAA